Molecule: messenger RNA, 1008 nt
Organism: Cyclocybe aegerita
Lineage: Eukaryota; Fungi; Basidiomycota; Agaricomycetes; Agaricales; Hemipholiotaceae
Source: the annotation of a GenBank genome assembly
AUGUCUACUCCGCCUGUUAUCUUGUACCGUUACGAUGCUUCCCCCUUCUCCCACAAAAUCGACAACGCCCUCACCGUGAAAGGAAUCCCUCACGAGAAAGUCAAUGUAUCGCCUAUGCUUCCCCGACCAGAGAUUACCGAUGCAUUGGGCAUAACCUACCGCCGCAUACCCAUUCUCGCCAUCGGAAAUGACGUGUAUUGCGAUACCAGCCUCAUCACUUCGGUUCUCGAACGGCGCUUCCCUACCUCAAAAGGCUACCACUCGCUAUUCCCUGCGAGGAAGAAUGGGGGAAGUACAGACACCGGUUUAGUGAAGGCCAUCUCAAAGUUCUACGCAGACAGCGUGCUUUUUGCACCUGCAUCGAGCCUACUUCCGUGGGAUAAAAUUCCUGAACCUUUCCUGAAGGAUAGAAGUGCAUUGCGUGGCUCUCCUCUCAACCCAAAAGCCAUAGCUGCUGCCCGUCCACUCUCCGAAACCUUUCUUUCGAGUAAUAUGCUCCUCAUCGAGGAACAACUGAGCGACUCCCGCGACUGGCUAUUCGAUACAGAGUCGCCAAGCUUGGCCGAUAUUUCCAUCCACUUCGUGUUCGCUUGGGCAAGGUCGUUCAAGGGAACAGAGGUCCUCUUCGAUUCGAACAAAAAUUCUCAUACCGUAAAGUGGCUCGACCGCGUGAACGAUUUCCUCAAGAAACAGCGAGCUUCCCAGAAGGCCCCCACCAAGCUCCACGGAGCUGACGCAGCGAGCAAGAUCGUCGCAGGCAGUCACGAAUCCUACGAAAUCGUUGGUUUCGACGCGUUGGAGGCCUCUCGCCUCGGCGUCAAGCUCGGAGAUACCGUCCAAGUUGCUCCAGAAGACACUGGUCGAAACUAUCCCACCGUCGGGAAACUGGUGGCCCUCAACCGGGAAGAGUUGGUUUUGGAAGUUCAAGGCAACAAGGGACUCAUUCGGUGCCACUUCCCUCGUCUGGGUUUCUUCGUUAAGCAAGCUUCUGCGUCAGCUAAGCUGUGA